This is a messenger RNA of Salvelinus sp. IW2-2015, 1962 nucleotides long. Its product is annotated as protein Wnt-8b. Gene Ontology annotation, biological process: neuron differentiation; canonical Wnt signaling pathway; multicellular organism development. NCBI's taxonomy places the organism in Eukaryota, Metazoa, Chordata, Actinopteri, Salmoniformes, Salmonidae. The record is from RefSeq and is a predicted model, not a curated record. Gene Ontology annotation, cellular component: extracellular region. Gene Ontology annotation, molecular function: cytokine activity; frizzled binding.
AUGUUCAUGCAUUUGGAGGUCUGUUACUAUAUCUUCAUUUUGAUGACUCACAUGACAAGGUCCUGCUUCAGCUGGUCAGUGAAUAAUUUCCUGAUGACUGGACCUAAGGCUUACCUGAUUUACUCCAGCAGCGUAGCAGCCGGGGCGCAGAGCGGCAUCGAGGAGUGCAAGUACCAGUUUGCCUGGGACCGAUGGAACUGCCCUGAGAGAGCCCUGCAGCUGUCCACACACAGAAGCCUCCGCAGCGCGAACAGGGAGACAGCGUUUGUCCAUGCCAUCAGUUCAGCAGGAGUCAUGUACACUCUGACGAGGAACUGCAGUCUGGGGGACUUUGACAACUGUGGCUGUGAUGACACCAGGAAUGGACAGCGGGGGGGUACAGGCUGGCAGUGGGGGGGCUGCAGUGACAACGUGGGGUUCGGUGAGGCCAUCUCCAAGCAGUUUGUUGAUGCGCUGGAGACGGGCCAGGACGCACGGGCCGCCAUGAACCUCCACAACAACGAGGCUGGACGCAAGGCGGUGAAAGGAACCAUGCAGAAGACAUGUAAGUGCCAUGGCGUCUCCGGGUCCUGCACCACACAGACCUGCUGGUUACAGCUACCAGAGUUCCGGGAGGUGGGAAACUACUUGAAGGAGAAGUACCACCGAGCCCUGAAGGUGGACCUGCUCCGGGGGGCCGGGAACAGUGCAGCCAGUCGAGGGGCCAUCGCAGAGACUUUCAGCUCCUUCUCUCGUAAAGAACUGGUCCACCUGGAGGACUCCCCAGAUUACUGCUUGGAGAACCGUACUCUGGGUCUGCCUGGCACGGAGGGCAGAGAAUGUCUGAAGAAGGGCAAGAACCUAAACAAGUGGGAGAAGCGGAGCUGCAAGAGGCUGUGUGGGGAGUGCGGUUUAGCCGUGGAGGAGAGGAAGGCGGAGUUGGUGUCGAGUUGCAAUUGUAAGUUCCACUGGUGCUGUGCGGUGAAGUGUGAGCAGUGCCGUAAGACGGUGACCAAGUACUUCUGUGUGAAGAAGGGGGGGCAGAGGGGGAAGAACGAGAGUGCUGGGAGCCGUAAGAAGAACCUGAGGCUGAGGAAGAAGCACUGAGCUGCAUCCAUCUUCCUCACCAUCAUCAUCACUGCCAUACAUACGCCUUGUCUUCUCACAAGCUGAUUUUCACAGACCCUCUCAAACGUUUUUACAACAAGCUUUCUGCUUGUAUUCAAAAGACUUAAUUGGAAAAUAAUUUAUUGAAUAAGUCAAGUAUUGUUGUUAUCCCAAUCAAAUGUUUAAUAGUGGGGUAGAAAAUGUGUGUAAAAAAAACAUGUAGAUAAAACUACAUGAUAGAGAAAAAAUAGAGGGAAACUAUUAGUUGUGUAGAACUGAUGGUAUAAAUGGUAUACAUAUAUUUAAAAGUAUUUUUUUUAAACUUUUCCCCCCAAUUAUAUAUAUUAUUAUAAGUCAUUGGGCAUUUAAAGCAUGUUAAAUACGGCCACACUCAAUAAUCUCCUUCAUACCUGAUAUCUUGAACAACUCUUCCUUAAUGGUCCGUCAACGGUAAACCUCAACAGCAUCUUAUUUAUUGUCAUAAGUACCACCAAUGAGCUACGCCAUUUCCGAUUGGUCAGUUUAUCAAACAUUCCUUCCAGUCAUGAUGACCAAGCUCUCUCUACCUGUGACAGUGCCUGAGAUCGAAGCAUCCCAGUAGUUUGUUCAAGCAUGUAUCACAACAGAUAUUCAGAUUAUAGGUUUGAAAAACAAGAAGAGACUUCGGGGUGCAUUCCUCUCGUCCAAUCCCUUGCCCUGCCCUCCCCAGCCCAGCCUUACCUUGAGGAUGUAUUUAAUUGUAAAUAAAAUGAAGCACUUUGUUCGGUAUAUUGUUUAUUUAUUGCACAGUUUUUUCCUUAGUUUUUGCUUUAUUCAUAGUUGCUUUCAUGGUUGUUAUUAUUUUCUAUAAAACCUUUGUAAUUAAAGAAGUAUAAU